Molecule: messenger RNA, 732 nt
Organism: Aplosporella prunicola CBS 121167
Lineage: Eukaryota; Fungi; Ascomycota; Dothideomycetes; Botryosphaeriales; Aplosporellaceae
Exons: 2
Coding region: 1-732 (243 amino acids)
Molecular function (GO): protein heterodimerization activity
Source: RefSeq, a predicted model, not a curated record
AUGUCCGCCAAUGACCUGCACGCCGCCCUACUCCGACCCGCCAUCCUGCACAUCCUGCGCGCCGCAGGCUACCACAGCGCGCGGCCAUCCGUCGUCGACGCCGUGUCGGACAUCGCGGCGCGGUACAUGCUGCUGCUCGCCCAGCGCACGGCGUACCACGCGUGGUCGAACCACAACGAGGCCGUGCCGACGGUCAGCGACGCCCGCAUGGCCAUGACGGACGCCGGCCUGCUCAUCCCCUCGAUGACGGGCGCCGAGGAGGCCUGGAAGGAGAUCCUGCGCCGCCCGCUCGACGAGUAUCCCGAGCGCAACGGCCUGCGCGCCAAAGAGGCCCGUCGUCGCGAGAUGGAGGACACGGCCGACGUCCGCGACUUCCUCGACUGGGUCAUGGGGCCCGUCAACAAGGAAAUCAUGCGCAUUGCCGGCCUGGAUGUCGCCAAGGGCAUCGAGGCCGCUGAAAGCGCCGUGCCCAAGGAGGACUACUUGACUGCGCUCAAGAAGAAACACAGCAAAACGGGCGAGGAGUCGCGAUACCAAGGCACCGUCAUCGGCAUACCCGCAGAAGACCGGCCCGUCAAGAUCGAAGGCGGCGGUCCCGAGUCCCUCAACGACUGGAUCACGCAGACGCAAGCGAAAACCGCAAAGCUCGACACGAUCAAGGCGGGCAAUGGCUUCGUGGCCGAGGCCGCAGAGGACAAGGACGUUGUCAUGGAAAACGCCAUGGACACUUGA